This is a messenger RNA of Nematocida parisii ERTm1, 198 nucleotides long. RefSeq lists its product as uncharacterized. NCBI's taxonomy places the organism in Eukaryota, Fungi, Microsporidia. The coding region runs from base 1 to 198 and encodes 65 amino acids. The record is from RefSeq and is a predicted model, not a curated record. The transcript has a single exon.
AUGAAAGCAUGCAAUAAUAGGAGUAUAAUCAAGCCAUUGCGCAUGCAUUCAAAUAAGAAAACACUUAUAUUUAUAUUUCUACUAACAACACACAAACUAUUAUGCGAGCUAUAUUUAGAUCCACUGGAAUGCAUAAAGAACUUCUCUAUUCUAGAAAAUGAAGAGGGCAUUCUGAAAAUAAAUCCUGGGGGCCACUAA